Molecule: messenger RNA, 4797 nt
Organism: Ciona intestinalis (vase tunicate)
Lineage: Eukaryota; Metazoa; Chordata; Ascidiacea; Phlebobranchia; Cionidae
Source: RefSeq, a predicted model, not a curated record
AUGCAGGUCUCCCUUGAGAAUAUUACAAGGGUUGCAGCAACCCUUUUUAACGUUAUAAAAGAUUCUGAAUAUUGGAUACGUGUGUUACAACUUAGCGCUGUAGAUGGUGGUAUUUUAGAUUGGGACGAUUUCGUUUAUGAUGUCAUAGAAGACAAAGAUAAAUUAAUUGCUGUGUAUGAAGAAGAAGAACCUCAACCUGUUGAUUGGGAUCUUGGGAGUAUUACAAGUUCGGAAGGUAGAUCCAGUAGAAGUGCCAUGAUCAACACUAAAUAUACACCAACCAAUGGGAGAAUAAUUUACCAACCUCAUAGUAAAGACACUUCAUUGGAAGUCGAUGUUGGAUUAGAUGCUCUCAAAUCAAAUUCACAGAUAGUGGUUCGAAGGGACAAUGAUGUCAGCGACGCAUCCAUGAAUCAUGAUUCUAUACUUAGCUCUAUAGAACAGUUUAUAAUUAAAUGUAUUUCUCCCCCUUCAGAUUCACAGAUAGUGGUUCGAAGGGACAAUGAUGUCAGCGACGCAUCCAUGAAUCAUGAUUCUAUACUUAGCUCUAUAGAACAGAGUGACGACCGUGGUCAGAAUGGAAGUUAUCUUCAACAAAUCAUGAAAAACACUAAACAUCCCGAACCCAAACAACCUGACCAUCGACAUGACGACGAACGUUCGUAUUUUGUUCGCGAUGUCACGCGACAAUCGAUGGCAAGCGGGUUGUCUGAGUCAGUUGAAAGCGACAAGCAAUAUUACAACCCCCUCCACACGACGACUUAUUAUAACUACCCCUCUUCCCCGAACAAUAAACCUAACGGUUACGAGGAGCAAACAGAUAAAAGUAAAGAUUCGGUUUAUGCUGAAAGCUUGCCAUGGUUCUAUAAAGAUUCACAAGAAGUAUGUUUGUCCAAUGAUGGCAGGGAGCUUGGUAUACAGGUAUCUGAGUACAGAGAUCGAAGCAAUAAUAAAUUCGCCGGUCUUCUCGUUUCCUCCAUUAAAUCAGGAUCGAGAGUAGAAGAAGAGAAAUUGUUAUCCCUUGGUGAUGUCAUAGUGGAGAUCAAUCAACAUGUUCUAAUGUAUUUCAACCUCGAUGAUGCGAAAGCGAUUUUAAACGAGAGUUGUCAUUAUGCGGAACUGCAGUUAAGAAUAUUGCCAGUGGAGGAGCUAGAGAGACAUGUUGAAUUUGAAUCACGACCAAACAACGUUCCAUCGUUAUCACUGACCACCGCAAGCCCGCCUAUUAGCAGUGAUGCACAACCAAAAAACCUCAGUGUUUCCCAAUCAUCAACUUCAGCUUCGUCAAUGUCAACUCAUGAAUCCACCUCCCCCCACACCAAGCUACCACUUAUUGCGCAACAAUCUUACGAUAAUGUAAGUUGUUAUACAAGGAAGAUCGGAAGCAGAAUCGACAUUCAACUCAUGAAAGAAACCUCCGGAUUAGGUUUCAGCAUCACAACACGAGAUACAUCAGUGGGUGAUCCUGGUCCGAUAUAUAUUCGUAACAUAUUACCAACCGGUGCUGCUGUGCAAGAUGGAAGGCUACAAGCUGGUGAUAGAUUGCUUGAAGUCAAUGGUGAAGACAUGAAUGGGAAAACACAAGAAGAUGCUGUUGCAAUAUUGAGAGGAAUUGUCAUCGGAAGUCUUGUAAACCUCGUUGUUAGUCGACAGAAUGAAACUUUACCAAGAAAACUGAAAGACGAUCCAGUAACAGAUAAAGUUAUCAGGGAAGAAAAUGUGAAAGAAUUUUUCAUGUUUGAGAUUCCACUCAAUGAUACAGGAUCAGCUGGGCUUGGAAUAAGUUUGAAAGGAAAUCAAAGCAAGAAAUCUGGGAAAGAUCUGGGAAUUUUUGUGAAAGCUAUUUUCCAUGGUGGUGCUGCAUGGCAGGAUGGUAGAUUAAAAGUAAACGAUCAACUUGUUAAAGUGAAUGGACAUUCAAUGACGGGAGCCACGAACAGAGAAGCCAUUGAUAUAUUACGAACAUCAAUGUCUAAUGAAGGGAAUAUUAGAGGGUUGAUACAGAUGGUGGUUGCGCGAAGACAUCCAACAUCAUCCCGUGUUUCAUCAGAAGCCAGCAGUGAUUUAUCCGACUCUAUCCUUGACCAAUUAUCAACAAGAUCAGGUUCGCAAGAUACGGUUAAGCCGAUGCAUAGAAAGCAAGCCUCACUCCCUGCUUUGUUCGUCGAAACAUCUUUUGGUUCGGAUGAUGCUCCUCCUGUGUCCUCCACUCUUGAGAGGAAAGAUAAAAGAGGAAGACCCUCAUCUCGAGGCGCGGUUGCUCGUAGGAUCUCGCAUCAUCACAUCCGAUCUAAAUCUGUGACUGCUGAGAGCGAUCACGUGGAUGUGGAAGUUGUUAAAAAAGUUCGGGAAAAGAUUUUGAACUCCUCGUCUUCGAGCUUCUUGAGUAACUUGAUCCAGCAGUCCCCCGCUUCCCCAACCUCCCCGGAUCCCUCCAGGAGCUCGACACCUAACCCCUAUGCGACAUGGACCAUACCAAGGACUCACCGCAUUGCGAAGCGAUCUCUUUCCCUCCGCAGCUCACGUAAUAAUGGUGGGGUUAAUUGUGGUGAGCAUAGCAGGAGGGUGUUUGAAAGCAUCACAGCGAACGAGCUCACAAUAGAUGACACGAGAUCGCGGAUGAUGGAUGAAGAUGAACCUCUUGAUCUCUCACAAACAAGAUCAACAUCUCCCAUCAAUCCGGACGUAGUAAUGGUUGAUGAUGAUUGGCCAAAUGUUUCCGAUCCAUUCAACCGCGAAUCUGUCACUCGUCAAUCAAUGUCGGAGAAACGAAAAGAUCCGAUACCGAGGUUGCCGUUUAAUGUUGAGGGGAAGUCCAACAAGGAUGUUGAGGGGAAGUCCAACAAAGAUAAAGAUUCUACAACCCCUUAUUCAUCAAAACAAACCAACAACAAUAAUUCUCGCAACUUUGGGAGCAACGUUCCCCAACCAAUGACGUUAAAAAAAUCAGUAUCAACCGAAUCACUGUUGACUGCAAAUACUUUGCAUAGUAAUUGUAUGCAGGGUAGGCAAGAAAAGAAAGCAGACCAAGUUGACGUUGGCCCAACAUUGGGAAUCGCGAAGUCAAGUUCACUCGAAAGUUUGCAAAGCGCUGUGGAGAAAUGUUAUGUGGAGGAUAAACUGGAUGCUGGCUAUCCUAGAGCAUUGCCCAAGGUUGUAAGAGGCCGAUUAAUGAAUGAUAGUUUUCGAGCUGCCUUGGAUAGAUCUUAUGAUAUGUCAUCAGGAACUCCUCAUAUUAAACCAAUGGAUAUUUCUCUGCACAAGAAUGAUGACAAUGUGCAAGAAGACGCAGAUUGUGAUCAAACAAACGAACAAACAAGAAAGAAACGAUCAACAAAUAAAGGAACAAAGUUUUUUGGUUUGUUUAAAUUAAACAAAUCGAAGCGCAGCCAAGGUUCGAGUCCUCGUGGAAACCUCGCUGAAAGUGAAGUUUAUAAACGUGGUUUGGAAGCAAAUCGUGUGAGAGAGUUUGAAAAGAUGAACGUUGAGAAAGAAAUAAUCCAAGCAAAAGUCCACGAGUUACGCAACAGACAACUCAACUCACAAACUGAAUCAAAACCCAAAAGCGAUUACGAUCGACUAAGGCCACCUAGUGUUCCUGUUACUUCAAUGCAAAGAAUACGAGACAAUGAUGUCAUAUUAAACUACAACAGCACUUCUAGUGGUAGACAUUCCGUUGACCCCUCCUCCAUGAAAAAUCAAUCCAUUAUGACAUCACAAAGGGAACAAUCCCCCCAACACCCGACGUCAUCGAGACGGAAAAUAAAAGAUUCAAAAUUUAAGGAAAACUCGUCACUGCAUAGCUCCUUGCCAAGUUUGUUGAACAUUGAGUCGUUGAAUGAAAAUGUCCACGAAACACCUGUAUUUGAAAAUUACAUAGGAAAUGGUUCAAUUCAUCCUUACAGACAGCCACGAAGAGAAAGAUGGAGCAACACGUCCCAUCUUCCCCACGAAACGAGUCCCGUCCGUCAAUUCACAUCUCGUGGAACAUCAUCGAUGACGAAGUUCGACAAUCGAGAGUUUUAUAAUCGUCAGAAACCUUCAUCUACUAGAUCCCGAGCUGAUCCCGCAUCCGCUGAAAAGAUGAGAGGCGGAAGAUCUUCGUUGGAUCAGAGGACUCUUUACUACGAUGAUAGAGAAAGGAGCCAACCGGAUGAAUUCACUCACAGACGAGAGAAAAGUCCGGAACCUCCAAGUCAGAGCUUUUACGUCUCCAACAAUCGAACUCCUCAAAGAAGAGGAACAAUUGAUGUUGUUCCAACUUCCAACAUUCACAGACACACCACGUCACCUCAUCAACAAAACACAAGGUUUGCAAACAAUGACCAUUAUGACAUCACUGAGGAUAACUCUAGAACCUCGGAAUCAUCAGAGCGUAACCGCGCAACAUUUUAUCGACUAAUGCGAACGCAAAGUCCCAACGGUAUUGAUGAUCGGGUCGAAAAAAUUGAAAUAUCUGUUCCGUAUAAUCUGUAACGUUAUCAGCAGUGCACUUUCUACCUGUUGUAAUCAUUUGUUUUACUUUUAUAUAAUUGGUAUUUCUCUAAUCGUGGUAAAUCUGCAAUUGAUUAAAAACAAUGUUUUUCACUUUUUACACUUUUCUGUAUUUUUUUCUAUAAAAUAUUUUUCAAUGUUUAAUCGAUACGGUGCGUCAUUUAUCCAUCACUGAAACUCUGUAGUUCACCAUUCACUGUUAUUGUCACCAAACUGUGUUCAGUCUUGGUUCCUCUGCUGUAACAAUUUCCUGAAUUUAUCGCUGCCUGUCCAAAAUUAAAUCCAUCUUUUCUUUAUUGAGAA